Molecule: messenger RNA, 1385 nt
Organism: Selaginella moellendorffii
Lineage: Eukaryota; Viridiplantae; Streptophyta; Lycopodiopsida; Selaginellales; Selaginellaceae
Product: kelch repeat-containing protein At3g27220
Exons: 7
Coding region: 133-1266 (377 amino acids)
Molecular function (GO): protein binding
Source: RefSeq, a predicted model, not a curated record
GCUCGCGAUCGUGGCGGUGUUUAGGAAUUUCUACUGGAUUUCGUCCUACGCAACGGCGCCGCGGUCGAUGCCUUCCUCGAUUCCACUCGGCUAUGAUCCGCUCAAGCUGCAGGAGAUGCACAGAUAGAGGCGAUGGAUUUGCUAGAACCAGGCGUUCCAGAGAUCCAGUGGGAAGAAAUCGCAGAGUGUCCUGUUAAGAGGCUCGAUGGGGCUGCCGUACAAAUCCGGAACCUCUUGUACGUUUUCGCUGGAUAUGCUACCAUUGACGAGAUACAUUCUCAUGUCAAUGUUCUCGACUUGAUGACAAACACUUGGAUCGACACUUUCGAUAUGCCAAAGGAAAUGGCUCACUCACACCUGGGAAUGGUCACGGAUGGACGCUUCGUUUACGUUGUUACUGGGCAGUAUGGCCCCCAGUGUCGAGGACCGACAAAUCUCAACUUCGUGCUGGAUACCGAGACAAAGUCGUGGGAUCGUCUUCCUCCACUUCCGGUGCCCAGAUAUGCGCCUGCAACACAGCUCUGGAGAGGAAGGCUUCAUGUCAUGGGUGGCAGUAAGGAGGAUCGCUGGGAGCCCGCGCUUGAGCACUGGAGCCUCGCUGUGAAAGACGGAAAGGCGGUAGAAACAAAGUGGCGAGCCGAGAUUCCAAUACCUCGAGGUGGUCCUCACAGGGCCUGCAUUGUUUUCGGUGAUCGUCUCUUCGUCAUUGGUGGUCAGGAAGGAGAUUACAAGCCCAAGCCCGGGUCUCCUAUUUUCAAAUGCUCUCGGCAGCGUGAGCGACGUCUACAUGCUAGAGAACGCCGCAAAGUCAUGGAAAGCCAUGCCGCCAAUGCCAAAGCCCGACUCUCACAUCGAGUUCGCGUGGGUGAUUGUCAACGAUUCCAUUGUCAUCGUUGGCGGCACCACGGAGAAGAAUCCAGUCACGAAAAAGAUGGUUCUUGUGGGGGACGUGCUCCAAUUCAGCCUCACGAAAAUGAGAUGGAAGAUCAUCGGACGCAUGCCGUACAGGGUGAAGACAACGCUGGCGGCUUUCUGGGAUGGAUGGCUUUAUUUUACAUCGGGGCAGCGAGACAAAGGCGUCGACGAUCCUGCACCGAAGAAGAUUGUAGGCAAGACAUGGAGAACAAAGUUGAGGCUCGUCUUAUGAGAACAGAGGGGAGAAAAAGCGAGCUCGAAUUAUUCCUGCUCACAUCAAAAGCGUCACAGACAAAAGAAAAAUUCUUUUUCCAAGGUUCGUUCCAGGAGAUUAUACCCCUGACUGACUGACUCGACUGACGUUUUUACUCACUUGCUCAUGGCUUGAGCGAAAGAGCUAGACCAACUUUGGUGUCCUUGUUCAGGGACUUCGUGUCGACUUCGCCAGAGAUCGUCAAGAGCGACUUCGG